Messenger RNA from Candida dubliniensis CD36, 3231 nucleotides. RefSeq names its product putative Rab GTPase-binding protein (gene SRO77). Bases 1 to 3231 code for a protein of 1076 amino acids. The transcript has a single exon. NCBI's taxonomy places the organism in Eukaryota, Fungi, Ascomycota, Pichiomycetes, Serinales, Debaryomycetaceae. Gene Ontology annotation, molecular function: GTPase activator activity; syntaxin binding; myosin II binding. Gene Ontology annotation, cellular component: cytoplasm; plasma membrane. The record is from RefSeq and is a predicted model, not a curated record. Gene Ontology annotation, biological process: regulation of exocytosis; regulation of protein secretion; establishment of cell polarity.
AUGUUUAACAAGUUAAAACUGAGAAAGGCUCCAUUAUCAUUGGAUUCAGUUUCAAAUGCCAUCAAAACAAGGGGGUCAAAAUCUCUUUCGCCUGAAGAAAUCAAUCCAAAGCACAUUGACUUGAAGGUGAUUAAUCAGCUUGGUAUUCCUCAGAAUUCUAUAGUUGCAGUUGCAUAUGAUCCAGUACAAUCGUUAUUGGCAGUUUCAACAACCAGCAACGAUGUCCGAGUAUACGGACAGUUAAAUGUCGAAGUUGUAUUUGAAUUCAACAUUAAAAACCCAAUCACGUUUCUUCGAUUUGUCAAGGGGGUAUACCUUGUCUGUGCCUCACCAGGUACCGGUUUGAGCAUAUUAUCAUUGCACUCAAAAAAGGUAUUAGGAACAGGUCUGUUUCCUGGAACAGUGACAGCCAUGGAAUCAGACCCUUCUUUGGAUUGGUUGAUUAUGGGAUUGUCAAAUGGUAGUUUGAUGUUUUAUGAUGUUGACAGAAUAAAUUUAACUCCCUUCAGAAUUGACAAUUUACAGAAGAAAAUAAUGCCCAAGGAGAAAAUGUCACCAGUUUUGUCCAUUGAAUGGCACCCUCGUGAUAUCGGUACUUUAUUGAUCGCAUACCAGCAAUCUGCAAUCGUUUACUCCCUUGCAUCGGGCGAAAUAAAAAGUAUCUUAGUCUACCAGUUAUCAAAAGAUCAUAGAGGCUUUCAGUUGGCAUCUCAUAUUGCAAACGGGGGGAAGAAGAAGAUUUUUGGUGCAUCUAAGGAAGUAAUCCCUAAACUAAAGGAAGCCCACUUCCACCCAAAUGGAUUACACGCUGUCACGGUGCAUGAAGACAAUUCGAUAGUUUUUUGGGAUCUAGCAAGUGGUACAAUUUUAGAAGCCAGAAACGUUUUUGACGUAAACAUUCAUCAACCAGGGACACCAUUAGAAAUUCCCGAGGUGUUUCAACCCAUCGAGACCGUUCAAUGGGUAUGUGGCGAAGAUCCAGAGAAUACCAAGUUGAUUAUAACCGGUGGAGACCCUAACUCCAAAAACGCCAUUCACGUUUUAGAUUUUGGGUAUACUUUGAAAUACUCGAUUACGUCGUAUGAAAAACAAGCCGAAUUUUACGCACAACCACAAUCAGGACAAAGAAUCAUUCCAGUAACAUUUUAUUUGAAUAAAACCGAAGUAGAAGAGGUAAUAACAAAAAUACUACCAAUUACUGAAAAUGGUUCGCCCUAUUUCCAUGGUGGGCAUGACCCAUCUUUUUUGUUGUUGGUAUCAAAUUUGGGUAGAAUUUAUUUUGUUUCAUUUGCCGAACAUGCUGGUGGUCAAGGAUCAUCUGAUUUGGGCACGGUUAUUUUGCCCACUUCUAUAUCGUUCAUCCAUCCACCGUUGUGCUCUUUUGAUGUUGAACAAGUUAGACGAAUCGAUUGGUAUAGUAUUAUGUCCAGUAGGGCAUCCACAGGAGCAACUUCAAAGACAAAAGAAAUGUUUUUUGGUGGAGCCUCUGUCGGCCUCAACAAUGUUCUGAAACCAAUAGGGUAUGAUGACUCUUUUAGAAACAUUUUGAUCACCGGGCAUGAAAGCGGUUUAGUUAGGUUUCUCGAUGUUACCAAAGGUGAGCAACAUGAGGUAGAAGGAAUUGUGCAAAUCGGUCUUCGGGAGACUUUAUUUGAUUACGGGAAUCCAAAGUCCUUGAGAGUUAUCUUUGUGUCAUGUUCAUUUGAAAACCGUGAGUUAUUGGUAGCAUUGGCCACUGGUGAGGUUGUUGUUUGCAAAUUUGGAAAGAAUAACAGAAACGCUGGGUUAUCGUCAACUAAAGACUAUAGUGAUUGCGGGGUACAACAUGCAAAUAAAAAUGCUAAACUUUUAGAUAUUAGUGGAAGAAUCCUGGGCUCGUUAAAUGCAUCAUCCACUUUUUUGCCAACUAGCUUGUUACAGAUCGAACCACCAGAGCCUAUUUCGGUAAUUAAGAUGAGUAAUAUCGGCUUUGGUGCCGUUGGUUACAAAUCAGGAAGAUUGGUUGUUUGUGAUAUAACCAGAGGUCCCGCUGUGAUACUCAAUCUUGACAAUAUAAAAGAACACCUAGUCUCUGUACAGGGAAACUGCUACCCAACAUCUAUUGAAUUUUCCAUUCAAGAGUACGGCAAUGACGGUUAUUCGUCUAUAGUUUUGUUGGUAGGAACAAACUGUGGUGGUAAUCUUGUGAUGUUUAAAAUUACUCCAAUGGGGAAUGGUGGCUUUGAAGUUGUGUUUGUUGAUAAAACAGCCCAUUUGAAUUAUAGAACCACUGAUGCCAGUGGCGCUGAAGGAUCGUGUAUUUCCCAAUUAAUCCCGCUAAACUCGGUGACUGGCGAGUCUGCAGUUGCAGAUAUGAGCGCAUUCAAUAAACUCAGCCAAGGGAUUGUUAUUCCAGCAUAUGUUAUUGCCACCUCGGAUAGAGAUAUUCGUGUUCUCAAACUACCAAAACAAAAGUUAUCACACAAAGUUGUUGAAGACUCCUGUUUAAAAUGCAGUGUUGUAAAUUAUCGCAACAAAGGUGUUGUGUUGGCCAUUUUAGUGAAAUCUGGGUUUGUCAAAUUAUGUUCUUUGCCGUCUUUGUCUGAUAUAGCUAAUGUCAAAUUGCCCAAGGAAGUCUACUCACAAGUUAAAGGUUCACUUGAAUCAGGUAUGGCAACACAGUCAGAUUUAUUACGAUCAGGUGAAUUGUUUGUUAGAUGUUCCAAAACAGAAUCCGUUUAUAUCACAACUAAUGAAAAAACCCGCCACAAGGAUGAAACAAAUACUGAUAGAUUGUUUAAUGAAAAUGCCAUUAUACCACCACGUCCAACUGCAAGUACAUUACUGUGGGCCAAAGGCCAAAUUAGUUAUGUUUCAGUUGAUGAUUUAGCAUUGUUGGUUGCUGGACCUAACCGAAAGUCACCGAAGAAUGCCGAGUCACAGUUGGCAUAUAACAUAAGUCCUGAAGCUAAUGCACAGAACAAUUAUGGCGGAUAUAAUCCACAAAAAGGCAGAGAUACCAACAAAGAUAAAGGCUCGAGCCCUUAUGACCAGCCAGUUAGACGAGGCACAAAUAAUAGUGGAGGUUUGGGGUCUCAAGGUUUCAUGAGAAGUCUUCAAAAUAGCAUUCAAACAGUGGAAGAGACUUUUAACGAUUAUGCAAACCAAGCCAGUCAAACAUUCACAGAAGGUUUAGAGGAUCAAAAGAAAUCAAUGUACAGCGCUGCUGUAAAAAGUAAAUUUGGAUUUUAA